CGGCUGGCGGCAGCGGCGGCGCAGCCAGCGGGCGGCUGCGGCGCACAGCCUGUCGGCUGACGGCGUCCGUCGACAUGAAAGCCGCAACUGUCACCCAGGGCGUCCAACACGGAGCAGGACAUCCAAAGCGUCGUAUCCAGUCCCUUGCAAACUGAGGACGAGCGGAGAGCACGUGAUUUACUAUGAGGUUCUCCAACAUUUCGGCGGCGCUGAGCACGUGCGGCGAGUUGCACGACAACACCACGCUGCCCUACUUCCAAUGCCUCUGCUCGGGCCUGGUGGAUAAGUACGUCGUCCGUGCCAAGUACUUCUUCUGCAAGAAAGCCGGCGAGCUUGAAAAGGAGGCCUCGGCCGAGACCACGCGGCAGGUCGGCGCGACUAUCGGCAUCAUCCUGGCCGUCUGCGCGCUGCUGGCCAUCCUCAUCUUCGUGUACAGGCGGUUCAAGCCCCAGAUUCUUGCGAAGACUCGGGCGGCAUUCUCUCACUGUGGCAUGAAGAACCACUACGACUCAUGCACCCGGAUGUUCUGCGUUUGCUGCCAGAAGCACUCAACCAAAGACUCGGUAACCACUGACCCGAGGGCUGUACAACGAACGCGCCUAUAA
Pollicipes pollicipes is the source of this 605-nucleotide messenger RNA. RefSeq lists its product as uncharacterized. Lineage: Eukaryota; Metazoa; Arthropoda; Thecostraca; Pollicipedomorpha; Pollicipedidae. The coding region runs from base 183 to 605 and encodes 140 amino acids. The transcript is spliced from 5 exons. The record is from RefSeq and is a predicted model, not a curated record.